GCGGCCGGUUCCUCCCAGCACCCUCACGGUUCAGAGGGAAAGCUUUUCUUCUCACAGCAGCAGCGGGGAUUUUUCGGACUGCACACGCCGGAUAUUCAUCACACCAAAAAACGCACUCACGACUGAACGCGACGAGAGCAGAAGGACACUUUCCCGGGUCGUGUAUCCCUCCACGUCCCACCUCUCAGCUUUAGGCCACCGUUUCUUUCUUUAAUUUCUAUACAAAAUAUUUCUUCGUACGUUGUCCCCCUCCCGACUGGCUCUCAGUGGCGCACUCAGCUCUCUUUUGCUGACAUGGUAGAUUAUCACGCUGCUAAUAAUCAAUCCUCGACCGAGGGUGUGCAGAUAUACAUGGAGCAAGAGAAUGAUUGGGACCGGGACCUGCUCCUGGACCCGGCCUGGGAGAAACAGCAGAGAAAGACGUUCACGGCGUGGUGCAACUCCCACCUGAGGAAGUCCGGCACGCAGAUUGAAAGCAUAGAGGAAGACUUCAGGGAUGGGCUCAAACUGAUGCUGCUGCUGGAGACCAUUUCAGGUGAACGGUUAGCCAAGCCUGAGCGAGGCAAGAUGAGGGUCCACAAGAUCAACAACGUGAACAAAGCCCUGGACUUCAUCGCCGGUAAAGGAGUGAAACUGGUCUCCAUUGGAGCAGAGGAGAUCGUGGACGGAAACGCCAAGAUGACCCUGGGAAUGAUCUGGACCAUCAUCCUCCGCUUCGCCAUCCAGGACAUCUCUGUGGAAGAGACCUCUGCCAAGGAGGGUCUUCUCCUUUGGUGCCAGAGGAAGACCGCUCCCUACAAGAAUGUCAAUGUGCAGAACUUCCACAUUAGCUGGAAGGACGGUCUGGCCUUCAACGCUCUGAUCCACAGACACAGACCCGACCUCAUCGACUACGACAGCCUCAGAAAGGACGACCCUGUGACUAACCUGAACAAUGCCUUCGAGGUGGCUGAGAAGCACCUGGACAUCCCCAAGAUGUUGGACGCAGAAGACAUCGUGGGUACGCUGCGGCCGGAUGAGAAGGCCAUUAUGACCUAUGUGUCCUGCUUCUAUCACGCCUUCUCUGGCGCUCAGAAGGCUGAGACAGCCGCCAACCGUAUCUGCAAAGUGCUGGCUGUCAACCAGGAGAACGAGCAGAUGAUGGAGGACUACGAGAAGCUGGCCAGUGAGCUGCUGGAGUGGAUCCGCCGGACCAUCCCCUGGCUGGAGAACCGGACCCAGGAGAAGACGGUGACUGACAUGCAGGCCAAGCAGGAAGACUUCAGAGACUACCGCUGCGUCCACAAACCCCCCAAGGUCCAAGAGAAAUGCCAGCUGGAGAUCAGCUUCAACACUCUGCAGACCAAACUGAGACUCAGCAACAGACCUGCCUUCAUGCCGUCAGAGGGACGCAUGGUGUCUGACAUCAACGGAGCGUGGUACACUCUGGAGGGAGCAGAGAAGGGCUACGAGGAGUGGAUCCUCAGCGAGAUCAGACGUCUGGAGAGACUGGAGCAUUUGGCCGAGAAGUUCCACCAGAAGUCUAAAAUCCAUGAGUCCUGGACCGACGGUAAGGAGGCCAUGCUGACCCAGAAAGACUACGAGACUUGCACCCUGUCCGAAGUCAAGGCGUUGCUACGGAAACACGAGGCCUUUGAGAGCGACCUGGCGGCCCAUCAGGACCGAGUGGAGCAGAUCGCCGCCAUCGCACAGGAGCUCAACGAGCUGGACUACUACGACUCUGCCAGCGUCAACGCUCGCUGUCAGAAGAUCUGUGAUCAGUGGGACAGCCUGGGGGCCCUCACCCAGAACCGCAAGGAGUCUCUGGAG
Molecule: messenger RNA, 1809 nt
Organism: Trematomus bernacchii (emerald rockcod)
Lineage: Eukaryota; Metazoa; Chordata; Actinopteri; Perciformes; Nototheniidae
Product: alpha-actinin-4-like
Biological process (GO): actin cytoskeleton organization; muscle cell development
Cellular component (GO): plasma membrane; cortical actin cytoskeleton; Z disc
Molecular function (GO): actin filament binding; calcium ion binding
Source: RefSeq, a predicted model, not a curated record